AUGAACUUCAUUAGAACAUUGGCCACUAGAACUGCGGCAAAGUUCCAGGAUGUGGUGAUAAUAGGUGGUGGUCCCGCUGGGCUAACACUUAUGUCAGCAUUGAAAACGUCUCCGAAACUAAAACAUUUACAAUGCACUUUGAUAGAGGGGCAGUCAUUGGAUUCGGUUCGAGAAUUCGAGGUUAACCCACCAGAAAACUACACCAAUAGAAUAGUAUCAUUGACUCCAAAAUCAAUUGAGUUUAUGCAGCACCGCAUUGGAAACUGGGAGUAUGCUCACCAAGAUAGGGUUCGAGAAUACGAUGGAAUUAUUGCCUAUGACUCGCAAGAUGCUUCAGCACGAAUCGAAUUCGAUAUAACCUCAAUUGGCAAAGACACGCUAGCAACAAUGUGCGAAGUGAUCAAUAUUCAGAGCUCACUAUUGAGGAGGUUGGAGGAAUUAUCGGCACAACCGACAAGUGGUAUUGAAAUCUUGGAUUCCACUAAAGUCACUGAAAUUAUUAAUCCGUUAGAGGAGACACGAGACUUGGAGAACCAUGAUUUGAAUCAACCCAAUGUGGCGAUAGGCAACCCCAAUUUGGACUGGCCAAUUGUGAAAUUGUCGAAUGGAGAAUCCAUACAAACGAGAUUAUUGAUCGGUGCUGAUGGAUACAACUCCCCCGUUAGGAAGUAUGCCCAUAUCGAAUCCAGAGGCUGGCAGUACAAUAGAUUUGGAGUUGUUGCAUGUAUAAAGUUACAAUAUGAAGAUUUCAGAUCUGUUGGGUGGCAACGUUUCCUCACAACUGGUCCUUUAGCUAUAUUGCCAUUAACAGAAGACAAUGCCACUAUUGUCUGGUCUUCUACUCCAGAACUAAGCAAUAUAUUGUUGAAGGUCAAUGAAGCAAUCUUUCCUCACUUGGUAACUGCUGCAAUGGUGUUGGAAGAGGUUGAUUUAAACUACAUUUAUAGCGUAUUGGAGGAAGAUCCUAAUGACUUUUCGGUAUUGAAAGAUAUUGAAUGGAGGUUGUCCAAGUUCGACUCCAGAACAUUGGAAGAGAGCUAUCCAUUACCAGUGCUUGAACUUGUGCCUAACACUAGGGCCAAGUUUCCAUUGAAGAUGUCGCAUGCUGAUACCUAUAUUGCCCCAAGAGUGGCUUUGGUGGGUGACGCUGCUCACACGAUACAUCCCCUUGCAGGACAGGGAUUAAAUAUGGGUCAAUCUGAUGUAGCUGCCUUGGUGGAUGCUUUGGAACAAGGAGCUAGUAGAGGAAUGGAUUUGGGGUCAACAUUGGUGUUGGAAGAAUAUAAUGCAAACGCUUGGCCGGCAAAUCAUGCCAUGUUGGGAGUAUGCGACAAGUUACACAAGAUAUUUUCAACUGAUUUUUACCCACUAGUCCUUGCCAGGGGUGCUGGUAUGAAAGGAUUGAACAUGUUUGGUAGUGUCAAAGAUCUUAUGAUGAAAUUGGUGAGUGGUAGGUGA
This is a messenger RNA of Lodderomyces orthopsilosis Co 90-125, 1458 nucleotides long. It is a transcript of the gene COQ6, whose product is annotated as putative N,N-dimethylaniline monooxygenase. The record is from RefSeq and is a predicted model, not a curated record. Gene Ontology annotation, molecular function: oxidoreductase activity, acting on paired donors, with incorporation or reduction of molecular oxygen, NAD(P)H as one donor, and incorporation of one atom of oxygen; FAD binding; 2-octaprenyl-6-methoxyphenol hydroxylase activity. Gene Ontology annotation, biological process: ubiquinone biosynthetic process. The transcript has a single exon. Lineage: Eukaryota; Fungi; Ascomycota; Pichiomycetes; Serinales; Debaryomycetaceae. Gene Ontology annotation, cellular component: mitochondrion. The coding region runs from base 1 to 1458 and encodes 485 amino acids.